Messenger RNA from Acanthosepion pharaonis, 582 nucleotides. The record is from the annotation of a GenBank genome assembly. NCBI's taxonomy places the organism in Eukaryota, Metazoa, Mollusca, Cephalopoda, Sepiida, Sepiidae.
AUGCAAUCCACUUUUUCUACGUGCAAACUUGACGAUAUCCCUUUCUUUUUCUUUUUUCUUCUUUUUUCUUCUUUUUCUUCUUUUUCUUUUUCUUUUUCGUUUUUCUUCUUUUCACUUCUUUUUCUUCUUUUUUCUUUUCUCUUCUUUUUUCUUCUUUUUCUUCUUUCUUCUUUUUCUUUUUUCGUUUUUCUUCUUUUCACUUUUUUCUUCUUUUUUCUUUUCUCUUCUUUUUCCUUCAUUUUCUUUUUCUUCUUUCUUCUUUUUCUUUUUUCGUUUUUCUUCUUUUCACUUCUUUUUCUUCUUUUUUCUUCUUCUUUCUUACCAUUUUUAACUUUGUUUUCUUCCCUUUUCUAUUUCCAUUUCUUUUACAUUCAUUUGCACAAUAAUUUCUUCUUUUUUUUUUUUUUUUUUUAUUGUUUUUUACUUUAUUUUUAUUUAUUUAUUUUUUGUUUUCCCUAUUUUGGUCAUUCACUUUUCUUCUCUCUCUUUCUUAUUCCUAACCUCUCUCUUUUUAUUAUUUUUCUUCUUUUUUUUUUUUACUAUUCUUCUCUCUUUAUAACAAUUCUGUAUCUCUUUUCUUGA